AUGCGCGCCACGGUCUUUGCUUUGCUGACUGCCCUAAGUGCAUCGCUUGUCCAUGCCCAGGGAUAUAGUGCAGAGUGUUCCGAUAUCUAUCUCAAUGAAGGUUGGCUAGUUGCAACCUGUCCCAAGGAUGACGCCAAUGGCAACAUCACUAGCAGUGUCUUUCUGCCGAACAAGGUUACCAACAAUAAUGCUGUACUUCAGUGGGCCGUCGACGGAGCUUACUGGAAUUCCUGCAAGGACUGCUCGCUCACCAAUAGCGGGUCAACACUCCAAUGCUCGUGCUUAGGUUCAGCAUCCCCGUACAGCAACACAACAUUGAAUCUAGAGGAACAUAUCGCCAACUAUAACGGGCACCUCCUUUCCAACCUCGCCGGGGCUGUCACCACUGUUCCAGCGGAUUCCUCGUACCCCGUGCCCACGGAAUUUGAUGUGGUGCUCGAGUUGUCAACAGUGAACAAUUCAUGCGCCGGAAUUGGAGGCACCCUCACAAUGAACCGCCCAACAAGCUGCUUCUAUCUCAACUUCGGACAAGGCAUAGAGUACUCCUGGGCAUGCGGCACCUCGGUGAACAACCAAGGCUGGGAGAUUGUAGGGUACUCUGAUAAAGAUUGCACAAGUAGCCCAGUUGCGACCUUCACAGAGGGAAACCAGGGCACUUGCUUGACAUUCUCGACAGGUGUCAAAAGUUUCUAUGUGACUCCACUGUGGAAUGCGGACUAA
Messenger RNA from Aspergillus pseudoviridinutans, 720 nucleotides. RefSeq names its product CVNH domain-containing protein. The transcript is spliced from 4 exons. The record is from RefSeq and is a predicted model, not a curated record. NCBI's taxonomy places the organism in Eukaryota, Fungi, Ascomycota, Eurotiomycetes, Eurotiales, Aspergillaceae. Bases 1 to 720 code for a protein of 239 amino acids.